Messenger RNA from Alosa sapidissima (American shad), 2772 nucleotides. RefSeq names its product zinc finger protein 626-like. Gene Ontology annotation, biological process: regulation of transcription by RNA polymerase II. Gene Ontology annotation, molecular function: RNA polymerase II cis-regulatory region sequence-specific DNA binding; DNA-binding transcription factor activity, RNA polymerase II-specific. The record is from RefSeq and is a predicted model, not a curated record. Lineage: Eukaryota; Metazoa; Chordata; Actinopteri; Clupeiformes; Clupeidae.
AGAAGCCUCAUAAAUGUGCCCAGUGUGGACAAGGUUUUUCACAAACAUCAAAACUUAAAUCACAUAUGCUAAUACAUAUCGGAGAGAAGCCUCACAAAUGUGCCCAGUGUAGAAAAGGUUUUACUCAUUUCACAUCUUAAAUCCCAUAUGCUAAUACACACUGGACAGAAGCCUCAUAAAUGUGCCCAGUGUGGAAGAGCUUUUAAUCUAAGUUCAACACUUAAAAUCCAUAUGCGAACUCACACUGGAGAGAAGCCCCAUAAAUGUGCCCAGUGUGGAAAAGCUUGCAUCUCAAGAUCAGGUCUUAAAACCCAUAUGCUAAGUCACACCGGAGAGAAGCCUCACAAAUGUGCCCAGUGUGGAAGAGGUUUUAGACAGAUGUCAAAUCUCAAAACCCAUUUGCUAACUCACACUGGAGAGAAGCCUCAUACAUGUAUCCAGUGUGGAAGAGCUUUCAUGCAAAUUUCAACUCUUAAAACCCAUAUGCGAACUCACACUGGAGAGAAGCCUUAUAAAUGUAUCCAGUGUGGAAAAGCUUAUAUCUCAAAAUCAGGUCUUAAAAAACAUAUACUGGUACACACUGGAGAGAAGCCUCAUCAAUGUAGCCAGUGUGGAAGAGCUUUCAUGCAAAUUUCAACUCUUAAAACUCACAUGUGAACUCACACUGGAGAGAAGCCUUAUAAAUGUGCCCAGUGUGGAAGAGCUUUUAUGUCAAAUUCAGGUCUUAGAAAUCAGCUUAUUCACACUGGAGAGAAGCCUCAUAAAUGUAAUCAGUGUGGAAGAGCUUUUAAUCAGAAUUCAACUCUUAAAAUCCAUAUUCGAACUCACACUGGAGAAAAACCUCAUAAAUGUAUCCAGUGUGGAAAAGCUUACAUCUCAAGAUCAGGUCUCAAAACCCAUAUGCGAACUCACACUGGAGAGAAGCCUCAUUAAUGUGGCCAGUGUGGAAAAGCUUUUAUACAUAUCUCAAGUCUACACACUAGAGAGAACCCUCAAAUGUGCCCAGUGUGGGAAAGGUUUUUCCACAAACCUCCACAUCUGAAGACUCUGAUAAUGCUAAUUCUUAACCAUGCUAAUUCACUCUGCACUCAACUGUGAAAAAGGUUUUUCAGGAACAUCAAAACUUAAAUCCCAUAUGCUAAUACAUACUGCAGCCUCAACUCUUUGACCUCACAUGUUUACAUGCACUAGAGAGAAGCCUCAUAAAUGUGCCUAGUGUGGAAAAGUUUUUACACUCAUUUCACAUCUUAAAUCCCAUAUGCUAAUACACACUGUUUUUUUUCACAAAUCUCACACCUUAAGACUCCUUAAUGCUAAUGUUUAAUCUUGCUUCACACUUGACUCAACCCAACCCUUAACUCAAAAGCAAAACACAGGCGGCAAAAUCCCACAGAAAUGUGCUCGUUGUGAAAAAGCAUUGACAACAUCCACACUACUUAUUUCCCACAUGCUUGACCACACUGGAGAGAAGCCUCUCAAAUGUGCCCAGUGUGGAAAAGGGUUUUCAAAUCUUAAAUCCCAUAAAAAAAAUCCUCUUUUAGAAAUGUUCGCCAGAAAUUGGGGCAAUCGGAUACAUAAAAUGUAUCUCACUGCCCCCCCCCCCCCCCCCCCCCCCAUUCGAUUUCCUCCUUUGCACACAGCCACCACCAUAUACGGAAAGCAGAUUGCAGCAGCAUUCACAAAGUUCCGAGGUGUGCCCUUUCAGGCUGUGCAAGCGGUGUGCAAACUUUUCAUUACUGAAAGAAAUGCAUGAGAUGCUGUUCAUUUUUAAUCGGCUUCCCACUACAUUAAGAUAGGCCAUACUGAAACUUUGGUAACAGAUGUAUUUGUACAUCUGUAUGGAAUUGUAUAAAGUGUUAGCACUUUCCACAUAAGCACCUGGUGAGUGAGGAGAGGACAGUGGUCAAUCUAAUUUCAACACGCCUAUACUAAGAAGGUUAGUCUAAAGUGAUUGCCUUGCAGGUCUUACAGUAGCAAUAGUAAGCUUUUAUUGGGUGAAAGAGUUCAAUGAUGGUCAAGUGUAUGUAGGCUAGUGCCCUUCUCGUUUGUGUGUCACUCCGAACUCGUCAAAAUUGAAGGCGUGGUUAGAACCCUUGGCAUCAAUCUUCGAUGCCCGGAUUACCCCCUUGGCCAAGCUUUAGCUGAAUCAGUUGUUGCCAAGUUGUUGCCAUGCUCAUUGCUCACAUUAAGACGAUGGCACGUUGGAAUAUGUUUCGCCUGGUGCAAACGUGAAAGUAGCCUACCUAGCUGUCUCCGAGACAUUGGUAAUGGAAAACAUUUGUAACGUUUGUAUUCCAGCUUUUGUCCUAAGACUCUACAAACACGUUUCGACUUUUAAAACAAAACAUAUAGGCUAAGCAUCAGCCUUAAAGCGAGCUGCCCCUGUCUAUUUAGAUUCUCAUAUUAUUACAAAUAGGCCUAGUUGAAACGGUUCUAUUUUCGUCAUGCUCGAACGGUAUAUGGCUGAAUCUGUGAAUGGGCCAUAGCUGUAAGAAGUUGGUUUGUCCGUGUUCCAAAGCCAGCAAAGUUACAUUCUUUUGAGUGGCAGCAAAGGCAGCCUAUCAGCGUCAAGUGCUUGCAUUUCGUAAUGAGGUUGCCAGUUAAGCCCGAAAGGACGCCAAAUAGGUGCAAAACCACAGAUUUAAUAACCCCCCACCCUAUCAUGGCUUUCUGAGAGAGGUUUUUAGGAAGCUUCUUUCACUUUAGGAAGUUCACUUUACGUUCGAAAAUCGAUUGCACAGUCGAUUGGAUCAAACAACACAAGUUUCGAAA